Acytostelium subglobosum LB1 is the source of this 2643-nucleotide messenger RNA. RefSeq lists its product as hypothetical. NCBI's taxonomy places the organism in Eukaryota, Evosea, Eumycetozoa, Acytosteliales, Acytosteliaceae. Gene Ontology annotation, biological process: sexual reproduction. The transcript has 5 exons. Bases 1 to 2643 code for a protein of 880 amino acids. The record is from RefSeq and is a predicted model, not a curated record.
AUGAAUGGUGCCACCAAGAUGUCACCAUCAGAUGUUGGAUACACCUCGUUCACUGGCUCACCAACAGGAUUCAGGACCGCAGCAUAUGAUAUUGGCCCAGAAGACUUGACAGCAUUCUACUUUGACAAGUAUAGAAUGGAUGUUAGCACAUCGGCAGUGGACAACAAGUUAUACCUCAGUUCUCCAAAGAUUAUGCCAAACUGGAAGGUAACAUUAAUCUUUGGUUCGGUGGAUGAGAAUCCGAGUUACCAGGCCGACGCAACAUAUAAUGCUACACUUGGAUUGUUUGUCAUUCCAUUCACCGUGCCCGCCCGUACAAUCUCUCGUCGAAUGCAGUAUUAUAUCCGUGUGAUGCUUCCACCUGGCAACUCACUCACCGUCUUCCCAACAAGGGAUGUAACUGGCAUUUUAGCCACCCUAAUGAUAGAAGGCGCACUCAUCCUAAAACAGUUCCCAACAUCAGCGGUCAACAUCUUGUCAUCAGCUGGUGAUGAGUUCCCACCGAUGAUCACUGAAUGUACUGCCGUACCUGGCAAGACAGUGGACUUGACAUUGGGUGGAGCAAUGUCAAUUGGUUGGUCAAUUGUAAUUGUGGACACUGGCAAUGGAUUCUUGAGAGGAGUGAUCAAUGUGAUCAGUGACGUCGAUGGUCAAGUUCGCAGAUUCGAGCUAACACAAGCCAACAAGACUGGUGGCGACCAGUUUACAGGCAACUACCAGAUAAUGUUCGACGUGGACCCCAACUAUCGAAAUCAAACAUUCACAUUCCUCGACAUUGAACUAUUCGACACUUCAAUGAAUCGUGGCUACUACUCCUCAUUCGAUUCAGACACAAGAGUUGUGUCUCCAUUGGCCCAGAUCAUGACCGCCACCCAUGCACUCGAGUUCAAUAUCCAGUUGUUAACAAGCACAACAGAUAUAACACCACCUGUUCUUGAAUCAUUGGAACUCCUCACACCAACUGUGGAUGUUGGAUCACAUCUAAGGAGAGUUGAGGUCAGGUUCAAGGUUCGCGAGUCUGGCACUGGAUACAGUGCACGUCACAUGCCAUCAGUCUAUCUCACGGGAUACAUAUACGAGACUUACAAACUGGUCACAACAUCAAUGGUUCAAGCGGGUGACCUCUAUACAUUCACAGCAUCUGGAAUACCUCCAUAUGGAUUCGCAGCCAAGACCAGUGGUGCAGUGGCCGGUGGAUCAACGUUGGCAUUCAUCUCUGUCUAUGGAUUGGUGGACAACAGUCAGAACAUCAAUGGAUACUCAACUGAAGAUCUGCCCAUCACACCACAAGUGGCGAGGACCGUUGAGAUCGUGUACACUCACAUCACACCAAUAUUGGAAGGCGCCGAGCUCGGAAAAGGAGUGAUCACAGUGUUUGGAAAGAACUUUGGACCCAAUCCAACAUUGGUCGAUGCACUCAACAUCAACAAUCCAACAGUGUUGUUCACCAAAUCAUUUGGAUCAGUUGUGAUUGCCGUGUUCAACAUAACAGAUGUUGUUCGAGUUGAAAAGACAUUGUUGAUACAACUCAGGAAUCAACCAGACAACUCAACAUACUACUCCAACACUUUGGGCAUUAGAUAUAUUCCAGGACCCGAGGCGCCAGUGGUAUUCCCAAACAUCACAUGUCCAGGUUCGCCACCUUGCUCCAACCAUGGUGAUUGCUCACCAACCUUUGGUUGUCAAUGUAACGACACAUGGUAUGGAGAUGAUUGUUCAUCACAGUCAGUACCAACGACACCAGUGAUCAAUCCAGAUAAUCCAUCAACAGUGUACACGUUCAAUGGGACUGGAGUGACUAUUGUUGGUGAGAUUGAGAUUAUCAGAGUGAGAGUGUUGGAUCAACUUGGCACAGAGUUGGCAUCAUAUCCAUUGAGCCAAUGGAACACAUCAAGCACAUCGAACCAAUCACGAGAUUAUGUUGCUCAAUAUGGACCCAAUGAUGGAAGUAAUGUUGGUGUGAUCAAAGUGAAUGUAAGAUUGUUCACAGAGGAUGAGGACGUCAAGUUUGCGGGCGACAUACUCCCAAUGAAGAAGAACACGAUCAAGUACACAAUCACACUGGCCAACUAUACAUUCCCAAGUCUGUUGGACACGAUGCAGGUUGUGAUGCGUGCAACAAUCAACACGACUGAUUCCAACUCAUGCUCAGUCCAACAAUAUGGCUACACCGAUGGAGACAAGGACAACCUGUUCUGGAUGCGUGUCAAAGUGCAGAGCUAUAGCAUGUAUGGUCACUUUAUCCAAAAGGCAAUGAUUGAUGACAGAGUGUCUGCCGUGUCCAACAUACUGCUCAAUGACACUGUUCAAACAGUGGCCAACAACACUCAAUCAUCACAAACAUUGAUUGGAAUCAAUGUAUCUGCAUUCACAAGACAAGCCUACCUGGAUCCAGACUUUUUGUUGCUUCUGGAUAUUGAUGAUGCCAAGGACAUUGAUGGUGCAUUCUGUAAGCAUUCCAGCUCAUCAAAGCUAUCACCAUUGGCCAUUGCUGGAAUUGUUGUUCUCUGUGUUGUCUUUGUAGCGGCUAUUGCUGUGGCCAUUGUUAUGAGGAUGAAGUCAAUCAGAAAGCAGAGAAAAGAAGUGAAUCGAAUCAAUGUCAGGCUGUCUGCACUUAAAUCUCAACAGCAACAUCAAAGUUAA